This is a messenger RNA of Macrosteles quadrilineatus (aster leafhopper), 1201 nucleotides long. Its product is annotated as protein PRRC1-like. The transcript is spliced from 9 exons. Gene Ontology annotation, biological process: activation of protein kinase A activity. The coding region runs from base 74 to 1087 and encodes 337 amino acids. Gene Ontology annotation, cellular component: cytoplasm. Gene Ontology annotation, molecular function: protein kinase A regulatory subunit binding. The record is from RefSeq and is a predicted model, not a curated record. NCBI's taxonomy places the organism in Eukaryota, Metazoa, Arthropoda, Insecta, Hemiptera, Cicadellidae.
UGCAACAAAGAACAAACACACUGCCACUACUGUCAGUCUUUUCCAGUAUCUACUACGAAGAAGAUUAUUUGCCAUGCAGGACGAUUCGUCAAACAGUGAAUCAACUUUUGAGUUUGUAGACUCAAAAAAUGGCACAAAGGCCCAAUCUGCUAAACAGCAAAAAUCCACUGAUGCAGAUACAGAAAAGAACGUCCUAUCUGCAGUAGAGCCACCUUCAGCGUUGCCCAGUUUUGUGCCUCCGGUGGUUUUGUCUGAGCCUUCGGCCUCUUCACCUCUUGCCUUCCAUCCGACCACCUUCAGCCCAGUAAUCCCAGCAGAGAAAGGUUUACCGGUGAGUAGCCCCAGUGCAGAUUCUGCGGCUGAAGCUUCCCCCUCCACUGACACUUCCACAGGGCUGCUGGGCUGGGUGAGAGGCUACAAUCCUGGUCAACUACUCAACAAGGUAGCAGAGAAGGCAAAAAGCUCAGUAGACACAGUCAUCACUACCCUGGACCCCCAAAUGAGAGAUCUUGGCCUACUUUCAUCUGGAAAAGGUGAUUUUGAAGUGAUCGUCGCAUCAGACAAAGAGGUUAAAAUCAGUCCAGUGAGAGAAGCUUUCCAAAGCAUAUUUGGCAGCAGGGUUGCAGUGAAAGGUCUUGCAGCUGACGCAAGGGGUCUAGCCUCGCAGCCUGUCGGAUUCGAGGCUGGGCUUCGAGGAGCUUGGUUGAGGGUUGAGGCUAUUCGUGCACUUUACCCCGAGGGUCCCAUAGUGGCUGUUGAAAACUUCCUUGUACAGAUAGCUCCAGAAAGAUGGUUCGACGUUGGCGCUCUAGUGCUCAGUGAUAUAGGGCGAGGUGUUGCUCUGGAGAGCUUUACACAGAUGACACCCGUUCCUACAGCCAUCGUCACUAUGGCUCAAGAAGAAACCUCGGAGGAUGAACAGAAGACUUCAAUGGGGUUCAAGAUACCAAUUGGUAGCCUCAUGGCAAGCAAUCUUCAUGUACAUCCAUCAGAGUGGCACCAGGCCAUGACAGGCGUUUCUCGUAGAGAGAUGAUUCUGCUGGCAGCUCGCUCGCUCGUCAACAUCUACAAGAACAGCCUGCUCUAACACGUCUGAACACGCCUGUGCUCGCACAUCUGUAUAUACCUGUACUUUUUGUAAUCAUAGUGGACAACCUGUUGUAGAUAAUGUGAAAUGAUUAUACAUGUUUUUUAACUAAAA